This is a messenger RNA of Suillus clintonianus, 1135 nucleotides long. RefSeq names its product flavoprotein-like protein. Lineage: Eukaryota; Fungi; Basidiomycota; Agaricomycetes; Boletales; Suillaceae. The record is from RefSeq and is a predicted model, not a curated record. The transcript has 6 exons. Bases 409 to 1020 code for a protein of 203 amino acids. Gene Ontology annotation, molecular function: NAD(P)H dehydrogenase (quinone) activity; FMN binding.
CUGACAAGAUAUGAGGACAGUUUAGCAUCCGAUUUGAGAAAGAUGGUUAAUAAUCAUGGUUCCAAAUAGAGACAGAAAUUCUUGAAAGACAGGCACACUGGGACAAACGUUCUCGUCGUUUGGGUGAUCGCAGAGUCGCCUAGCUAGGGUCGCAUUGCUCAGCUGCUGCAUGGUUUCAAAUGAGCGAUUACAGAGGCAAUUACGGGUUGGCGUAGCAUGGGACGACUGCUUUAUGCAAUAAGAAGUUAUCGCGCUGAGUCACUGACGUAGUGCUCAGUUACAGAUGUCAUGAUUAAGCAAGCAUAAAGAUUUCAAUACAAAUACCAGCUCUGAACCCCUCAUCGAUUAUCAUCAUCAGAUAUCAUCCUUUCCUCCUCAUCCUCAUCAACUUCAGCUAGAUCUUUCAACAUGUCGUCUCCUAAAAUCGCAAUCAUCAUUUACACCAUGUACGGCCAUAUCGCUAAGAUGGCCGAGUCCGUCAAGGGUGGUAUCGAAUCCGCUGGAGGUUCUGCUACCAUUUACCAGAUUGCCGAAACACUGCCGGAGGAAGUCCUCGCAAAGAUGUACGCUCCUGCGAAGCCAGACUAUCCUCUCAUCACCCCGACCGAACUUGCCAACUUCGACGCCUUUAUCUUUGGUGUCCCUACUCGUUAUGGCAAUUUCCCUGCCCAGUGGAAAGCUUUCUGGGACGGAACUGGUAGUCUGUGGGUCAACGGUUCUUUGGCCGGAAAAUUCGCGGGUGUCUUCGUCUCUACAGGCACCCCAGGUGGAGGACAGGAAGCUACCAUCAUCAACUCCCUCUCCACUCUCACCCACCACGGCAUCAUCUACGUCCCCUUGGGUUACAAACACACAUUCGCACAACUCGCUAACAUAACUGAAGUUCGCGGUGGUUCGCCUUGGGGUGCUGGUACCUUCGCUGGGCCUGACGGCGCACGCCAGCCUACAGCCCUUGAGCUCGAAGUCGCUACCCUCCAAGGCAAGGGCUUCUGGGAAAUUGUCUCCAAGUACAAGUUCUAGAGCAACUCCAUAAACACAUAUGUACGGUACUUUGCAGACUUCAUAAUAGCUACAUAUGCACGUGGAAGAAAAAUCAUAUUUGAUGUGUAAAAGAUCUUUUAUUGGCUCAACAAAC